AUGCCAGCCCAAAGCCGUCGCCCGUCAGGCCCCAGCCUCCCCUCCGUCGACGAGGCUACCGUACCAUUCUCGGCCCUCUUCACAAACUUCACAGACAGCUUUGACCUUGCUACCGUCGAGGCCACUGCCCAGCUCGCCGACCGGAGUGUCUUUGUCGCCUCCAACGGCCGCCGCUAUGUCAUUCAGAGCAUCCCGGACACGGAUGGUCCCGGCCAAGCCAGUGGCCCUCCUGCCCGUCCCGCACCCGCGCCCGCACCCGCCCCAGUUCCAUCUACUGCCCCAGCUCCACCGCCGGCACCGACGCCAGCCGUUGCUCUUGCUCCCGCUCCCAGGCGGUCCACCUCCGCAUCUCGGCCUCCGCCGCCGCCACGGGCCACGGCCGUAAACUCUCCUCCGGCCGCUAGCCCUCCGCGCGACCCUCGCGAUCUCCAUAGCGCCUCGAUAAAGAGACGACCUAUAACCAACGCUAACACAUAUCCUCCGUCUCCCGGUGGCCGGACGGCAUAUAUAAACGGCGCUACGUCCGCCUUCUCGCGCCCAGGCUCUGAGCCCCCGAAUCCUACCCAGGAGAUGACCUCGAUGAUGACGCAGCUAAGCGUCAACCGCUUCAGUGCAACACCCCUGUUUGGCGAGUCAGACGGUGGUGUCCAGGCGGCCGAAGCUCUGGUCGAACCCUACACAACCGCCGGCCUAGCCAGUCCCGUAUCGCCUAGGCCGCCUCUCGUCCAGCAGCAGCACGAAGCCUCCCCUUCCAGACCAUACUACGAGGCUGAGAUGAAUGCACCGCAUGUCCCUGGCUGGUCCAGCCAGUUCACCAAUUUUGACUACGUCAACUACACAGCCCAGGCGAACUUCCAAGUCCAGCAAUCUCGCCAAUUAGCCGUGACGCCCUCGGGCCUCCCGUCCCUGAUGGAAUAUUCGAGUCCAGCGCACCCCGUGGAGAGGUCGCUAUCUUCCUCAACGUCUCCACCGGCAUACCCGCCACAUGCGUACUCGCAGCAGUACACGCCGUAUGCGCCUUACUCGCCUUACGCGCCGUAUUCGCCAGUCUCUCCUGACAACCCAUAUAUGGAUGCUCAAGUAAAUCAUCAGGGCGGUCGUGGCUACAACUUUCCGGCGCCCUCCCCGACUGGGGGCGUGCCGUCUCCUCCUACCGCGGCCGGCUUCCAAACCAGUCCCUAUGUCAACUCGGUCGGGAACGGCAUCGACACACAGACGCCGGUUUUUGUUCCCUCGCCUCACCUCCAUCCGGCCUCUGUCUCCAGCGACACUGGGAGCACUGGCAGAGACAACGUAUUGCCUGGAGAGGAUGUCCUUUAUGAUGGUCCGGUCAAGAGCGCUCUGACGCUCACUUCCCCUGUCUUCCGAGAGGGACAGCUCAAGGUGUUUCGCAACACUCUGUCCAACGACCUCCGGUUUCACUGUAAAGUCGGGCACGAGUCCGAGACAUUUUGGAUGAAAGCAGCAAACGCGCAACUCGUCCCCGUGUACGCCUACGACCCACGCUUCUCGAAUGUCGUUUACAUCCGAGACAACGAGAAUAAGAAGGACAACAACGGGUAUAUGCAGCUCCCACAGGGGGGCGUGAACGGACGGCCCAGUGGCAUAUAUCAAUUCAACCGUCUGAAAGAGCUGUGCGACUUCCAAGCGCAUCUCACUGCGGAAAAGGUUGUGCUUGAUAUUGCCAGCGUCAAGAUAGUGACGCUCUGCCGCGCCAAUACCAGGUCCAGGGACACUUACUCCAGCGUGCGCCUGCAGAUAUGGCACGAAGCCGAGGGUCGCAAGUCUGCCCAGUCAGAUGUAGCGUCGUUCGUCACUGCCGGCACUGCCCUCUCGGGGCCCUUGCGUGAGCGGCUCGUCGCCAGCUCGUCGAGACUGGUCAUCUAUCUCGGCCGGCUGAACCAGUACAUUACUCUUUUUAUCACCGACGACAUCGAAGUCAAACCCAUUGGCCAGACUAGCGUCAAGUUGAAGCCAAGAAAGGCCGGGGCGCUUUCAAAGAAGGGGUCUAGAUGGCCGGGUAUUAAGGCUCACAUGGAGCCCCUGCAAGGCUCCGAACCCGCGGGUCUGGAUAUUCACGGCCAAGCGACGAACACGGAUAUUGAGUCAAGCUAUGAUUUGUACAAAACGUUUGAGAUUGAUUUUGAGAACUCUCCGAGCCAAGACAAUUUCAUCCGGAAAUGGGACGAGGUCAUGAAGGAGCGCCGCGCUCAGAGGAUAAAGCUGCACCAGAUACAGGAGGACAUGGAGCAGGCCGUGUUCUCGGGCCGCGUGGCGGGCAAGAUCUGGUGAACAAACUAUUUAUUUUGCUUCUCUUGUCUUCUGUUUGUGUGGAUUUGUGGGCGCGUAGGCGGGUGUGUUCGGGAGGGAGGAACAAGGCGUUUUCUAAUGAUGCUUGCUACAAGGCGCUUUAGGCGGGCAAAGAAGGGGAAAAGGGAGUAUUACACUGACUGGGCAAACGUUGGAAACAAGGGGGGAAUAUUAUCGGGGCAUGAUGACACUUUAGGAUACCUAUUUCUUUUAUUCCUUUCUCUUGCUUGGUUACUCUUUAUGUGUGUAUAGGGUAGGAU
Molecule: messenger RNA, 2570 nt
Organism: Lasiosphaeria miniovina
Lineage: Eukaryota; Fungi; Ascomycota; Sordariomycetes; Sordariales; Lasiosphaeriaceae
Exons: 7
Coding region: 1-2292 (763 amino acids)
Source: RefSeq, a predicted model, not a curated record